AUAGGGCACAUCGUAGCAAAUUAGCUGAUUUUUUCCUGAUCUCAAAAAGCUAAACAAGGUUAGAGCAGGUUAGGAUUUGGACAGACCACUGAACACCCCAGAAAUGUAGGCUACAUAGAUAAUUCAAGAAAAUCAAGUCAGUCAUUUCCACAUUGUUAAAACAUCAAGAUGUCACGAAGUGAUCAAAUGCACAGUACUGUAGUCUGAAAGAACUUCUCGCUUCUAUCAGGAAAAACAGCAGUAAUCUGAGAGUACUUCCCUAGCAAUUACGCAAUCGCCCUAAUUUACGCAGAUGAAAACAACAUACCAAACAUUUAUCCUUUCAUUGGGUGACAUGAGAAAAGGAAAAUCAAUUUUUCCCCUCAUGAACGCGCUACCAGAGCCAAUUUCGCAGGCUAGUUUAGCGUUAUGUGAACUUCAUAUCCGAGUUUAUCUUUAUCGUGUCAUGUGAACUGAGUGAAUACGGAUAAAGCGUGUCAUGGGAAACCCACUCAUUCCAGUCACAAUACUUUUCCCUCAAAUGCGUUCUGACAACCUAUCCCAACACUUCCAAAGCAUGACGCAAACAAUUUCGCACCCUCUCUGCCACACUCUUCGGGUGCAUCUUUCCCUCAAGCAAUGGGAGAAGAUUCGAACUGACAAGCGAAGGAAACACCAUCCGCCAAAGCAAGCCAGCUAAAAGGUUCCGCAGCUUCUCCCCGAAAGAAACAUGGAAUCACACGUGAAGAUUAUACAACGGGACUGACUCCCGGCGCGACCAAUAGUGGCCAUUUCAGAGGUGCGCCCGCCCACUCUUUGGAGUGUCAAACUUUUCCUUUAGCCAAUCGCCGCCUGCCGAGCUGGUUUCUCAAAUCGGGACACGUUUCUGAAGGUGUGAAACCUGAGCUCGGCGGUGCCUGAAAGGAGGGCAGGCGGAGGGUGGUCGCCGAAAGGGGGCGCUCGUAGAGCAGGGCCAGUAGAGGCGAGGCAGAAUAGCGGCUGUUUCUGUCCCCUUUUUCUUCUUUCUCCUCCUCUUCCUCCGAGUGUCUCUACGCUGAGGGAAGACUCGGAAAUCGGCAGUUUUAAGUUGUACAACCUGCAGUCUCUGCCGCCUGGUUGGUGGGCCGACUGGCCCUCCUUUCGCUGCCAGCGCCGAUAUUGGAAGUAGGUUGGGCCAGGUUACAUCACUGUUCUGCGAGCUGCCCAUUUGCUUCUGGAUGCAGUUCAGGGUGUUGGUUAUCACCUUUAAAGUCCUUUGUGGCAUGGGUCCAGGUUAUCUGACGAACCAUCUCACCCCAAUCCAUACCAGUAAAAGGGACAUGCUGUAGACCCUAUUAGUCAAGGAAUUUCAGCUGGUGGAGUCCAGGACAAGAGCCUUUUGCCCUUUGGAGCAUCAUACUCCCAGAGGUUUAUAAAAUAAUAUUUCAAGUUUGAACACUGGAAAACAUUGUCGUGUUGAUAUGGAAUGGAAAACAUUACUGUAGUAUUGCAUAACUGAUUACCUAAGGUCAAAAUUCUUUGAACUUUGCUCUGAAAAACCUUGGAUUCUUUGGCAUUUAUGUAGCACUUAUUGGCGUUAAAAUUGUUUAGAAUGAGCAACUAUUUGAAAACAGCAAAUGAUAAAAUCAUAGCAGAAACCAUGGAUAUUCAAAUGGAGAAUGAACAAAAUUUGGAUAUUCUUCAGGAAGAUAUUGAGAUGAAUGGGGAAAUGAGUACAAAUGAUACCAAUGAAAAUGAUUCUAGUGGGCAUGAUUACCACAGCAAUGAGGGUGAAGAAAAUGAUAAAGAAACAGCUAUGAUUAUGGAAUCUUUUGAUUACUAUAAAAGAAGCGAACAAUCUUCUAAAUCCAAAACUCGGAAGGAGUUGAUAAAAACUUUGCAAGAGCUAAAAGGAUAUCUUCCUCCUCAUAAAAAGAUCAAAGGCAAAUCAAGUAUCCUGGCAACUUUAAAAUAUGCACUUAGGAGCAUUAAGCAAAUUAAAGCCAAUGAAGAAUAUUACCAGUUGACAAUGAUUAAUGAAAAUUAUCUCUGUGAUCUUGAUAUAUUAUCCUGUACUGUGGAAGAUGUUAAAAACAUUACUGCAGAGUACACCAUGAAGAAUGCAGAUAUGUUUGCUGUAGCUGUUUCUUUGGCUACUGGGAAAAUUUUGUACAUCUCUGAUCAGGCUGCCUGUAUCCUCCAUUGUAAGAAAGAUUUAUUUAAAAAUGCCAAAUUUGUGGAGCUUCUGGCACCUCAGGAUGUCAGUGUUUUCUAUAGCUCAACUAUACCAUAUAGAUUGCCAUCUUGGAGUAUUUGCAAUGGAGUUGAGUCUGCUAACCAAGAGUUCAUGAAGGAAAAAUCUUUCUUCUGCCGCUUCAGUGCAGGAAAAGCGAAUAUAAAUGGGAAUCACAACCACCCAUUUCGUAUGACCCCAUACCUUAUUAAGAUACAAGGUGCGGAAGAUCAGCUUUGUUGUGUGUUGCUUGCAGAAAAGGUACAUUCUGGUUAUGAAGCACCUAGAAUUCCUUCAAAUAAAAGGAUCUUUACAACCAUCCAUUCACCAAGUUGCUUAUUCCAAGAAGUAGAUGAAAGAGCUGUGCCUCUGUUGGGAUAUUUACCUCAGGACUUAAUUGGAACUCCUAUUUUACUACAUCUUCAUCCAAGUGACAGGCCUUUAAUGCUAACAAUUCACAAAAAAAUACUUCAGCAUGGCGGACAACCAUUUGAUUAUUCACCAAUCAGAUUCUGUACUAGAAAUGGUGAAUACGUAACUCUGGAUACAAGCUGGUCCAGUUUCAUCAAUCCUUGGAGUCGAAAGAUUUCAUUUAUAAUUGGAAGACACAAAGUUAGAACGAGCACUUUGAAUAAAGAUGUAUUUGCACCUCAACACACAGAAGAAAAAAUGCAACAUCCUAAUACUGAAGAAAUUACAGGACAAAUACAUAAACUAUUACUACAACCUAUAUAUAAUAGUGGCUCUAGUGGCUAUGGAAGUUUGGGCAGCAAUGGAUCACAUGAGCACCUAAGGAGUGUGGCUUCAUCCAGUGACAGCAAUGGGAACAAUGAAGAUACUCAGAAAAUACAGAAACGUAUUUCUUCUCAAAAUAUUUGUAAAAAUGAAAGUGUGGACAGAAAUCAUGCCUACUUUGAUUCUAAAUUAAAGCUUGAAAAUCAGAAGAAAUCUUACAGAGAGAAACACACUGACUACCGUGAUCAUACCAAUAGUAUCGCUCAAUUGUUUGAAAAUGAUGGCAUUGGGACUGCUUGUCAAAGGAGUCUAAUUGCAAAAGAAUCAACUUGGAGAGAACAAAUGAUAUAUUCAUAUCAACAGAUAAAUUGUUUAGAUAAUGUUAUCAGAUACUUGGAAAGUUGCUGUGCAGCUGAUACUGUGCAGAAAAUGACUCACCCUACACCAUAUACUGAUGUAGCAUAUAGAGAGAAAAUGAAUGCUAAUACAACAAAAGCGUCCACAGAAAGGGGACAGUCAAAAACUUACAUAGGUCCUGCAGUGUUGGAAACAUCUGAUACAUCCAAUGCUUCAGCUCUUAUGGAUGCUCAUUUAACUUCUUUGACUUUUCCUGGACAACCUGAAAGUGUAAUAUCUUUUGUCAGUCAAUGCAGCCACAGCAGCACCAUAGUUCAUGUUGGAGAUAAAAAAACACAGCCUGAAUUAGAAAUUAUAGAAGACAAUCCAUCUGGGAUAAAAUCCACAGAGAAUCAAACUAUUGUUCUACAUUCUAACCGUUCACAAAAGAACAAAGGAAAAGCAAUAUUUAAGAAAUUAGGUCUUACAAAGGAUAGCCUUGCAAUACAUACUCAAAAAGAAGAGUGGAGUUUUUUGAAUAAGUGUAAAGAAGUAAAAAGGUUCCAUAUUUUUAAGUGUGCUUGCAAUUGCUACUUUCAAAAAAGACCCAAAGGAUGCCCAGCGGAACAUGAUAUGUGUGGAUUACACCAUGAUCCUCGGAUAGCUUUUUCUUUGAAGAAAAUUGGAAGGAUCAAGAAAUCUAAACAAAAACGACACAAGCAACAUGAUUCUUCAAACAGUAUAACGUCUGGUACCAAACCCUUGCAUGAAUUUCUUCUGCUUAGCCCAAAUAAUGCAGCUUCUUCUCCAUCAAAUCAUUCACAAGCAAGUUAUCCAACUGUGCCUGUUUCGACAGUUAUGCCCACCAUUUUUCCAUCUACAGGAAUCACACCAGCAGUUCCUGAAGUUUCCCUAUCUUGUUUUAAUGAAACACAGGAUUUCAAAAAACAUUGUCCUCUGCCAUUAAGUGAGUUUGUUCCACCCUUAAUGACUCCAGUAGUAGCACUUGUUCUCCCUAACCAUGUAUGUCCUCAGACAAAUAAUAGUAUUCCUCAGACUUCUUGUCUUGAGCCACCUGGUUUUUCUGUUCAGUCUUCUUCCUCUUCAGAAACUUUGCUUACAACACCUCCUUCAUUUGCUGCUUCAAACAAGUUCCCUCCUGAGGUAGAUUUUUCAGCACAACCACUUUGUUAUAAUUCUCUAGCAAAUAGUGAAAAGAACCCUGUUGUAGAAUGCCAAAAUAAGCUGUCCCGUUCUUGUACACCAGAGUCCUUGGGUCUACAAGAUCAGUCCUCAUCAAUGUUGUACCAGUCACGGUGUAGUUCUCCUUUACAGUUGAAUCUUCUGCAAUUAGAAGAAAUGCCAAAAACAUUGAGAAAUGGAAGUAUUGCUGUAGAGGGAAAUUAUGGGACUUUAACUGAUGGAGAGAUUACAAAUAAACAAUUAAGCAGAGAUAAUAAAAGAAAAGCAUCAUGUGCAGUUAACACACAAAUGGAAAUUCAGAAUACUGAUACAUUGUCUUUAUCUACUGAUCUACUUGAUUUACUUCAAGAAGACACAAAUUCAGUCACCGGAUCAGGAAGUUUUGCUUUAGCAGCUGCUGAAUCUUUAGAAUCUGGAUCAAAUGGAUGUGAUAUGUCAAUCUAUGGAGCAGGAUGUAGUGAGACAAGUCAAAUCAGCAAGUAUAUUGGAAGUAUUAACUCCUCAGAAAAUAAUCAUAAAACAAAAUGUUCACAAAUGGAAGAAGAGGUACAGUUCAUUAAAUGUGUCAUCCAGGAUCCUCUUUGGCUAGUGAUGGCAAAUGCAGAUGAUACUGUUAUGAUGACUUACCAGAUUCCAUCACGACAAUUGGAAACUGUUUUGAAAAAUGACAAAUUGAAACUGAAACAAAUGCAGAUGUUCCAACCAAUAUUUACAGAGAAGCAAAAAAGGGAGUUACUUGAAGUUCAUCCAUGGAUUCAAAAAGGUGAACUCCCUCAGGCUCUUGCAAAUUUGGUUUGUAUUAAUUGUGAAGAAGGUAGCUGAUCUUACAUACAAAACGAAGGAUAAAUCAAUGAAAUGGAGCUUAAUGAAUGAGGUUGUGAGAAUAGUUCACCCAUUCUGAACCCAUUCAACAGUGAAAAUGUGUAAUCCAUGAAGAGAAUUUCAAAAUCAUCUGCUUUCAGCUGAGGCAAUGCAUCAUUUUGUCUCAAAGGUUAAGUUUGUUUCUUGUGAAAUGAAUCUCAUAUGCCAAACAAAUUGAUUUUUUUUGUUCUAAAGAAAGGUCAUUUGUUAAUAAUCUCUCUUUAUGGGAACAUGUCUUUCUAUUAUUGUGAGCAAUUUCUGAAAAUGAUUUUUUGUUUGCAUUUAAUAAAAUCUUUUCAAUUUUAAA
Molecule: messenger RNA, 5633 nt
Organism: Crotalus tigris (Tiger rattlesnake)
Lineage: Eukaryota; Metazoa; Chordata; Lepidosauria; Squamata; Viperidae
Product: period circadian protein homolog 2-like
Exons: 23
Coding region: 1571-5287 (1238 amino acids)
Biological process (GO): entrainment of circadian clock by photoperiod; circadian regulation of gene expression; negative regulation of transcription by RNA polymerase II
Cellular component (GO): cytoplasm; nucleus
Molecular function (GO): transcription cis-regulatory region binding; transcription corepressor binding
Source: RefSeq, a predicted model, not a curated record